AUUGUGGCCAGCUGGGGUAGAAAAUGUCCUGGGCCGAGCAUCAGUGAGAAUACAGAUGGCCUCAGGGUUGGUGGUCAAUAUAGGAGGAAGAGUAAUGUCCCAUCAUUGGUGUCAGUGAGAGGAAUAGUGUCCCAUCAUUGGUGUCAGUGAGAGGAAUAGUGCCCCAUCAUUGGUCUCAGUGGAAGAAAUAGUGCUCCAUUUUUGAUGUCAGUGAGAGGAAUAAUGCUUCAUAUCAUUGGGAGCAAUAGUGCCCCAAGGGCUGGAUAAAGGCUAGCAAGGAACAGGGUCAGCAAGUCUCAGUGGGAGGAAUAGUGCCCCAUCAUUGGUGUCACUGAUACCAAUGAUGGGGCACUAUUCCUCCCACUG
This is a messenger RNA of Staurois parvus, 366 nucleotides long. The record is from the annotation of a GenBank genome assembly. Lineage: Eukaryota; Metazoa; Chordata; Amphibia; Anura; Ranidae.